Molecule: messenger RNA, 273 nt
Organism: Sclerotinia sclerotiorum 1980 UF-70
Lineage: Eukaryota; Fungi; Ascomycota; Leotiomycetes; Helotiales; Sclerotiniaceae
Exons: 2
Coding region: 1-273 (90 amino acids)
Source: RefSeq, a predicted model, not a curated record
AUGCAACGUCUACUUAGAGUCACUAGAAAGGAACCACACGAAUCCCAUGUCUUCCCACGCAACAAGCACCUCCUCAUUCCCAUCCCUCCAUCCCUUCAUAAAAUCCAAAAUCAAAAUCAAAACCAAAACCAAAACCAAAACCAAAACCAAAACCAAAACCAAAACCAAAACCAAAACCAAAACCAAAACCAAAACCAAAACCAAAACCAAAACCAAAACCAAAACCAAAACCAAAACCAAAACCAAAACCAAAACCAAAACCAAACUACAUAA